AUGCCCACGACCCCCUCCCACAAAGCAGCUGCCUGUUCCAAGUGCAAAGGGCCCCUGGAGGAUGCAGUGACCGCCGCCUGCGGACACACCUUCUGCCGGCUGUGCCUUCCUCCGCCCUCCCAGAUGGGGGCCCAGCCCUCCGGCAGGGUCCUUCUCUGUGCCCUCUGCGAGGAGAAGGAGCCGAGCGAGACCCUCCUGGUCCCCGUGCCCUUGGGCCCUCUCGGGGAGACUUACUGCGAGGAGCAUGGCGAGAAGAUCUACUUCUUCUGCGAGAAUGACGCCGAGUUCCUCUGCGUGUUCUGCCGGGAGGGUCCCUCCCACCAAGCCCACGUCGUGGGCUUCCUGGACGAGGCCAUCCAGCCUUACCGGGAUCGUCUCAGGAGUCGGCUGGAAGCUCUGAGCACAGAGAGAGAUGAGAUUGACAACAUGAAGAGCAGGGAAGCCCAGAAGCUCCAAGUGCUCCUGGCUCAGAUUGAAAGCAAGAAGCAGCAGGUGGAAGCGGCUUUUGAGAGGCUGCAGCAGGAGCUGGGGAAACAGCAGCACCUCCUGAUGGCCAGGCUGACGGAGCUGGAGCGGCAGAUAUGGAAGGAGAGGGACGAGUAUCUCUCCAAACUCUCUGAGGAAGUGGCCCGGCUGGGAGCCCAGGUCAAGGAGCUGGAGGAGAAGUGUCAGCAGCCAGCAAGUGAGCUUCUGCAAGAUGUCAGAGUCAACCAGAGCAGGUGUGAGAUGAAGACUUUUGUGAGUCCAGAAGCCAUUUCUCCUGACCUUGUCAAAAAGAUCCGCGAUCUCCACAGGAAAAUACUCACCCUCCCAGAGAUGAUGAGGGCGUUCUCUGAAAAUCUGGUGCAUCAUCUGGAAACAGAAUCAGAGGUCGUCACUCUGGACCCUCAGACCGCCAGCCGGAGCCUGGUCCUCUCCGAGGAUAGGAAGUCUGUGAGGUACACCCGGCAGAAGCAGAACCUGCCGGACAGCCCCCUGCGCUUCGAGGGUCUCCCGGUGGUGCUGGGGUCCCCUGGCUUCUCCUCAGGGCGCCAUCUCUGGCAGGUGGAGGUGCAGCUGGGGGACGGCGGCGGAUGCACGGUGGGGGUGGUCGGGGAGGAGGUGAGAAGGAAGGGGGAUCAGGGCCUGAGCGCCGAGGAGGGCGUCUGGGCGGUGGUCCUCUCCCACCAGCAGUGCUGGGCCAGCACCUCGCCGGCGACCGACCUGCCGCUGAGCGACAUCCCGCGCCACGUGGGCGUCGCCCUGGACUACGAGGCGGGGCGCGUGGCCCUGCUGGACGCCGACACCCAGGCGCCCAUCUUCACCUUCACCGCCUCCUUCUCCGGCAAAGUCUUUCCCUUCUUCGCUGUCUGGAAAAAGGGUUCCUGCCUUACCUUGAAAGGCUGA
Messenger RNA from Budorcas taxicolor (takin), 1386 nucleotides. RefSeq names its product tripartite motif containing 15 (gene TRIM15). Bases 1 to 1386 code for a protein of 461 amino acids. NCBI's taxonomy places the organism in Eukaryota, Metazoa, Chordata, Mammalia, Artiodactyla, Bovidae. The transcript has 7 exons. The record is from RefSeq and is a predicted model, not a curated record. Gene Ontology annotation, molecular function: protein binding; zinc ion binding.